Xiphias gladius (swordfish) is the source of this 2198-nucleotide messenger RNA. RefSeq names its product short coiled-coil protein a (gene scoca). Gene Ontology annotation, cellular component: trans-Golgi network. The record is from RefSeq and is a predicted model, not a curated record. The transcript has 4 exons. The coding region runs from base 310 to 552 and encodes 80 amino acids. NCBI's taxonomy places the organism in Eukaryota, Metazoa, Chordata, Actinopteri, Istiophoriformes, Xiphiidae.
AUUUUUCCGGAACGAACGACUGUAUAUACUGUACUUAGGGUUGGUCUCUCGUUUAUUUGUGGCUGUAGUGGCAGAAUAUACACGAAAUUGUCGGAAAGUAGACAAAAACAGUGAGGUCUGCCCGGAUCUAAAGAAGUGUUUGUCUCACCACAGGCUUUUCAGUGCUACUUCGGCGGGUCAGCAUUAGGCAGCCUCACCCCACAGCCUGGGUCUGGUGGAUCCACCCUGCUCUUGUCAGCCACCGCCGAAACUCUGUUGGACGGUGAAUCUGCAGUCCUGUAUACUAUACAAGAGAACGAGUUUUCCAUCAUGAACUGCGACAUAGACGGAGACAUGGAGAACCAGGUGGAGUUGGAGGAGAAGACAAGGUUAAUAAAUCAAGUUUUGGAGCUUCAGCACACAUUGGAAGAUCUGUCAGCGCGAGUCGAUGCCGUCAAGGAGGAGAACCUGAAGUUAAAGUCGGAGAACCAGGUCCUCGGUCAGUACAUCGAGAACCUCAUGUCGGCCUCCAGUGUCUUCCAGACCACUGACACUAAGAGCAAACGGAAGUGAGCUACCCUCGGGAAAAAACGGAGAUCCCCAGGUCAGCAUUUGUGAGAGGAAGCCCACUGUGAAGACAUUGAGAGGGGUUUUUUUUUCUCCCCAAACCUUGAUGUUUUCUGCAAGCAUCUGAGCUCUCUUACCUCAGUCAAAACUAACAAUUUAAUAAUUAGAAACAUAAACUGACUUUUUCACCCAUCCAGUUGGCUCAGAAAUAGAUACAUUUCAUGUUAGUCUGGCCCAGGUCUGUUUAGCAGCAGCUUCCUCUCCACACUACAGAUGAGGUAGACUUCACCCUUUAACCACUGACACAAAAACACAACCAGAGCAUGUGUAUGAAGUUGGUUGAGGGUCAUGUGUACCUUGAGUUUCUUCUUAAUGCUUUCUAUCAAAGUAGUGUCUGUAAAAUAAUUCUUAGCUAUGUUUUGCCUGCUUGAUUUUUUUGUUUGAGGACAAUUCUGACUUUUCUGUGGUUUUCCUGACUUUCUGACAGUGUUCCUGCCUCAACUGAUUUGUAAAUGGGCUAAAACUAGCCAUAAACCUUACAAAUACUGUUUGACCAAGAACCUGAUUUUCCACACUGAUUUACUUUCUUAUUUAUUUUUUUGUAAAGUAUUUUCUACGUCAGCUGGAUCUGAGUUUUUGGUAGUUCUUGGAUGUCAUCUUGUCUGUAUAAAGCAUGACUGUAUUCCUCCUUUCCCUCCAAAACUGGACAGUAUUACUGAAAAUGAUAAAUAUAUUUAGACGGCAUGUGUGAGUAAUACAUCUCUUAAAUGAUUUUUUUUUUUUUUUUUUUUUUUUGAACAGUUUAGCAUAUCUUAUGAAAUGCCAUUAAAUUAGUCACUGAAUUGCAGACUUGAGAGCUACUGAGAACUUCUUAACGAUAGUAGGUGGCUGGUAGAUACAUUCAGGUACCAUGGAGAGCUCUGCAACAAUAUAAGUAAAAGCACAGAGAAACUAAAAGUUGUGUGAACAAUCACUCCAUAAAAGUGUAGGUCUUAACCAACAUCAGUGAUGUUUUUAUCGUAAGUGGGUGAGUUUUAAAUCACUGACACAAGACUUUCUUUAUGUCCUUAAAAGUAUUUGCAAGCCUUUAAAUUUAUCUGGUCAUAAAUGACUGUAAUGCAGCACUGACAGAGGGGGCGGGUGCUUUCCCCUUUAACCGCAAAAACAAAAGCUGUAAAGACGCCUUGAGUGAUAUUGAUCCACUCAUUCGGGCCUGGAAAAGACGCUGAUGUCCUGAUUUUACAGCAGAGUGGAGGAUGUGUCCUAAGAGCUCUGCUGCCUCAGAUAAAAACAUUAAAAAGGGAUAAGUGCAUGAAGAUGUAAUUACAUGAUUUCAACAAUUUUUUAUUACCUUUAAACUGAAGUAUCCGGCGCAGUAGUUCUGGAAAGCAGUAAUUCAUGUGUAAACAUCAAGUGACUUCGGUGCUGUUUAAAAAAGGGAAGAACUGGUAGUUACAGGAGGCUUUAAACACUGUAUAUGCGGUCAUCUAUUGGUUAUUUUGAUAUUUUUAAACAGUUGUACAGUAGUAUUUCAUUAAUUUCUGACAUGCUAAACAUGCCCUACCAACACACACCCUGCUACCAACUUGUAUUGUAUGUAGACUCACUGUAACUUUGCCUUUAAACAUUUGUUUAAUAAAAACCUAAGAUCA